AUGUCCAGGAAGAUCACUGAUCCCGAUCGGAUAGAGGAGUACCGUCGUCAGAAGCAAAUGGAAGAAGAAGCCAUGCGAAGGCAUGAGGAAGAGAAAUUGAUGGCAAUGACGAAGCAGAUGCGAGCAAUGCAAAUCCAACAGCAACGUCUGUACGAGCAGCGUCAUGGUGUUGUGUCGCCAGUUCCCUUUAUCGACGUCGACCAUAACCCUUACGGUGGUCACUUUGGGCAAUCUCCAGCCCCAGACUAUCAAUCGCCGGAUUCCAUGUCGGACCCACAUCGAGUACGGGUUUACGAGACAAGGCCUAUAUCGGCGCUUUCCGAAGUGUCCGAUCAUGGUGACUCCGUUCCCUACAACACUUGGAGAAGGACGUAUGUCGUAGAGAAACCUCGA
Messenger RNA from Cooperia oncophora, 393 nucleotides. The record is from the annotation of a GenBank genome assembly. NCBI's taxonomy places the organism in Eukaryota, Metazoa, Nematoda, Chromadorea, Rhabditida, Trichostrongylidae.